AUGGAAGAGCCAAGUCUUCAAAAAUCGUUUGACUUAUUUGAUUGCGACGGUGACGGGUAUUUGACAUUGAACGAGUUUACUAUGUUAGUGAGAGUGUUAGGAGUUGUAAAUGAGACGAGUGUUAUAACGGAGCAGUACAACACGAUUUCUAAACUCCGAGGAAUCAAUUAUGAGAUGUUCCAAGUCUGCCUUAAAAAGCUGAAAGAAGACUCUUUUAAGAUAGAGGAGGUCAAAAGUGCAGUAACGAUCAUCGACCAAAAAGCUAAAGGACUUUUCAGUGCAAGUGAGUUGCGUCGAAUACUCACGACGAUGGGGGACAAAUUGACUGACAGUGAAGUCACGAAUAUCUUUUCGUAUAUGGGAAUAGACGAGAAGGGAGUUGUGAGGAUGGAUGACUUUGUAAAUCAGCUUGAGAGUGUAUACCACUAA
Entamoeba invadens IP1 is the source of this 429-nucleotide messenger RNA. RefSeq names its product calmodulin, putative. NCBI's taxonomy places the organism in Eukaryota, Evosea, Mastigamoebida, Endamoebidae. The transcript has a single exon. The coding region runs from base 1 to 429 and encodes 142 amino acids. The record is from RefSeq and is a predicted model, not a curated record. Gene Ontology annotation, cellular component: cytoplasm. Gene Ontology annotation, molecular function: calcium ion binding.